This is a messenger RNA of Lytechinus variegatus (green sea urchin), 2077 nucleotides long. RefSeq lists its product as uncharacterized. Gene Ontology annotation, molecular function: NEDD8 transferase activity. Gene Ontology annotation, biological process: protein neddylation. Bases 543 to 1721 code for a protein of 392 amino acids. The transcript is spliced from 2 exons. The record is from RefSeq and is a predicted model, not a curated record. Lineage: Eukaryota; Metazoa; Echinodermata; Echinoidea; Temnopleuroida; Toxopneustidae. Gene Ontology annotation, cellular component: nucleus.
ACGUUGACCAUAUUCCUCGCUGUGUAUACAGCACGAUCUCAAUGCAUGCAUGUACAUGUUGCAUUGCCAUAGACGAGAUGGUGCAAUACUCGAUUCGACAUUCCAGGGACAGGGUUUUUCUCUGUUUUGAUGGCAGUGGCAGUUCUGGACAGGAGCAUGUAUAUAGUCGCUUGUUUCACUAACUGAAAAUCAUUUAGAUGUACGAGAAUCCUCAGUUUUGACGUCUUGUUUGUUUCCUAGCUGCCAUGAUCUAACUCAACAUGAACGACAUUCGAUAAUUAUUUAGCAACUGUUUUCUGCACGCAAUCAUGACAAUGCAGCAGUAAAUAUGAAUUGAUAUGAUUAUGAGAUAGCCUUCGCUUUGCCUUUUUGUAGCAACAUGCAGUGAAGGGAUUCAUCCACUUGCCUUGUUCAAGUUGUCAAGAUCUAACGUCAACGUUGAACAUUAAUUUCCUAAACUCUUCAUUCUUGACUAUCUUGAGCCUGUUAUUGAGGUGAAUAUUCUUUAAGGAGUUUGCCGAGUUUAGUAGAGCAAAUCCAAGAUGGCAUCUCCAGAAAGAACUAUCGCUAAAGAUUUCAUGGCCUUGAUGAAGAACAUCAAGAGCUUUUCAAAUGGCCAGGCUGUUGUCACAAAGUGGGAUGAUAAAAAUCUGGGAAAUUUUGAAGUCACUAUCUCUCCCAACGAUGGAUGCUACAAGGAAGGGGAGUUUGUAUUUGAGAUUUCCAUGGAAUCCUGCGACGAUCUCCCAAGACUGAACUGCAAGACUGCCAUCUACCAUCCCAACAUCGACACCAUCCAGGAUCCUGACGGGGAAAUAUGCAUCAAUCUCUUUGACCUUGAUAUGUGGAACACGAACUGCAGCAUGCAGGAUGUCGUCCAAGGUCUGCUCUUCUUGAUGUACAAUCCUAACCUUGAGGACCCUCUAUGCGGCGCAGUGAACUGUUCUUCCAUGGAAGAAUUCGAAGAGGAUGUUCAGACGGCUAUAGCUGGUGGAAGGGUCGGGGACUAUCUGUUUCCGGUGAACCCCCGAUAUGCAAGACUGCAUCCUGCUGCGGAUGAGGAGAAGAAGGAGGAGGAAGAUGAGAAGGUGGGGAAGAAUGAAACAGUUAAUGGAGAGGAUGAAAGACCAAAGGAUGGAGAGAGGACUGGAUUGAUAGAAGAAGAGAAGAAUGGAGAUAAAGAUGAAAGGACAGGAGCGAAUGGAUGUAAGGAAGACCUUGAAAAGAAGUCAGAGGGCAAUGCUUUCCUUGAGGAGAGAUACUUCGGCAUCAAAGAAUACAUCCAUGAUGAUGAAGAUGAUUAUUGUGAAAAUGAAGAGGAGGAUGAGGAGGAGACUGAUGAUUCCUCUGUGUUAACUGAUCUUGAUGAUCCCGACAAUGACGACACUGACGUCGUUCACGAUGAGGAGCUCUUUGAACUCUUUGACAAGGUUGAUGAAAGCAUUGAUGAUGAAAACCGCAAGAACCUGGACAGCACCGACGUUGUCAGCUGGAGCAAAAUGGUGUACGGGGCUGCAAACAAAUCACACGUUGACAAAGUCGGAAUACUAAUCGAGGACGUGCCUGCUGUUGAAAACUCUUCUGAAGUGGCUAGUAAAGAAGCUGGAAAUGCUGCUGGUUCAGCAUUGACCAGAAUUCCUUCAGGGAUACAGAGACCCACCGUUACAUCAAGGUUCUACUGUGCCCUACAAACACGUGCCUUCAGACGAUGGUUGGUUUGAUGAUAAUGAUUUGCAUUCAUACUCCAAUUUUCAGGGCAAAUAUGAAUGCUAUUUGGAACAUAUAGAAAAAAUACAAUAAGUAUUUAUAAAUGCUUGGUUUUUUUAUAGGCUCAAGCAAGAUAAAACUCUAGAAAGCCUUAUAUCAUGGAACAUAAUAUAGAAAAUAGUUAACAAGAAGUACUUAUGCUUAUUGACUCAAGCGAGCUAAAAGUCAAGAAAGCCGCAUAUUUUUUCAUGAAUUACUCUUCUGCAGUGUAUACAAACCCAGAAACAUUAUCUUGUUGAUUAAAAGUCAAUCUUAAAUCUCUUUUUUUGUGUAUUGUUCAUGUUUAAGAGCACCAUUUAACAAUGGGUAA